Messenger RNA from Lodderomyces beijingensis, 675 nucleotides. The record is from the annotation of a GenBank genome assembly. NCBI's taxonomy places the organism in Eukaryota, Fungi, Ascomycota, Pichiomycetes, Serinales, Debaryomycetaceae.
AUGACAACCAGAUUAACACCAGACCAAGCGAAAUCCCUCCACUUGUACAACCUAGCCCACACGUUCCCCAGUACACCCCUCCACAAGCAAUACGCACUCCAAUUCGACCGCACCACGCUCCAAAGCCAGAUCCAGUUGCCACAACCACUACAACAUAAGAUAUGCAAAUUGUGCGGCGUGUUGCAAAUACCAGGCAUAACGCAGUCUUUCCGCAUUAAAUAUGGCGGGAAAGGGAGUGGGGUGCGGAGGUUGCGGUAUCGGUGUUUGAGCUGCGGUGGGGCUGUGUAUAGCGAUCCGUUGAUUGCGAAACGGGAACCACCACCACCACCACCACCGCCACAAGAGGAGAAAGAGGAUGAGGUGGUGGUGGUGGAGGUGGCUGCUCCGGUUGAUGACUCGGCGACGAAAGAUGCUCAAGUUGAAGCGAGUGCAGCUGAUGGUGGUAGUGGUGGUAGUGAUGGAAAAGGGGAGGCGAAGGUUAAUGCCACUAGUGACGCGCCUGAGGCCGACUCUGUGGACACGCCAGAAGUCAGCUUAAAGAAUAAACUGGCAAAGACCCGAGCCCGCAAACGGAAAGCCAAUUCAGAGUUGCUGAAUUUGCUCAAGAGAAAGAAAAACCAAGAUCAGAGGCAGUCAAAAUCAAACUCAUUAAACUUGAUGGAUUUCAUGCAGUAA